Gadus morhua (Atlantic cod) is the source of this 2193-nucleotide messenger RNA. It is a transcript of the gene stx11b.1, whose product is annotated as syntaxin 11b, tandem duplicate 1. Gene Ontology annotation, cellular component: endomembrane system; SNARE complex; presynaptic active zone membrane. Gene Ontology annotation, biological process: exocytosis; intracellular protein transport; synaptic vesicle fusion to presynaptic active zone membrane. The transcript is spliced from 2 exons. NCBI's taxonomy places the organism in Eukaryota, Metazoa, Chordata, Actinopteri, Gadiformes, Gadidae. The coding region runs from base 306 to 1211 and encodes 301 amino acids. The record is from RefSeq and is a predicted model, not a curated record. Gene Ontology annotation, molecular function: SNARE binding; SNAP receptor activity.
AGCACGCUAGUCAAAUGUCGUGUCUAAAUAUAGAGGUUUCUUCCAGUCAACGUCAAAGAAAACUCAAACUUACUCGGCUGCAUUCCAUCAUUUUGGUCACCUGAUUGUUGCGCAAAUCAGUGUUGUAGCAGUGACGGUAAACCACAGGUUGAAAACGAGUUUUUGUGCUCUGCGCUUGGCCAUCUCUUUUAGACGCGUCUCCUGACUGAGAUUACCAUGGAGAAGCCGUGCUGAGCCGUGCAUGAUGGCGCUGUACUGAGUCUGACAUUGAACAUCCCAGCUGAUGAAAACAGCCCAGGCCUGCCAUGAGGGACCGACUGAGCUUCCUGCAGGAGCUGUCCGACGGCCAGCCGGAGGCGGUGGAGCAGAUGGAGUACGCCGAAUCCUCGGCCGCCUCCGACUCCUACAGCAACGUGGACCUGGAGGACCUCCAGUCCGUGGCGGUGGUGUUUGACACCAGCCAGGACCUGGACGAGGUCCUGGGCAAGGCCCAGGAGGUCCACCGCGAGGUGCAGCUCAUCCGGCUGGAGACCAAACGUCUGCGGGAGCAGAACGCCCGCGUGCUCCAGGGCACCACGCGCAUGAGCGCCAUCAAGCGCGACGCCAACGCCAUCGGCACGGACAUCAAGCUGCGGGCGGAGGGCGUGCUGCAGAAGCUGCGCGACAUGGACCACGAGGCGCGCAAGAUGGAGGAGGAGCACGGCGCCAACGCCGCCGUGUCCCGCAUCGCCCGCACGCAGUACGCCUGCCUCAGCAACGGCUUCCGGGACACCAUGUUCGACUACAACGAGGCGGAGAUGAGCCACCGGGAGAACUGCAAGGCCCACAUCCGGAGGCAGAUGGAGAUUGUGGGCCGGGAGACGACGGGCGAGGAGGUGGAGGAGAUGAUCGAGACGGGCCAGUGGAACAUCUUCGGCGGCGAGCUGCUGGCCGAGGGGAAGACGGCGCGCUCGGCGCUGACGCAGAUCGAGAAGCGGCACCAGGACCUGGUGGAGCUGGAGACGCGCAUCAAGAACAUCCACGAGAUCUUCCUGGACAUCGCCCUGCUGGUGGAGGAGCAGGGACCCAUGCUGACGUCCAUCCAGAGCAACAUCCAGAAGACGGACGGACACAUCCAGGAGGCGCUGAUGAAGCUGGGCCGGGCCAAGAGGCACGACAAGAACAACCCCUUCAAGAAGAUGUUCUGCGGCUGCUUCCCCUGUUAUAAAUAAAGCGUGAUGGAGCAGGUGGUGGAGCAGGCCCGAUAGCCUCCUGAUGGGUCAAACCAUGCUAAACCUAAUAGGGGUGAACGUCAAAGUACUGUGGUGUUUGCCCCCUUCAUUAAGCUCUCAGGGGUGUUGAUUAACAUAUACACGGCACUUUACACGAAGCUGUCAAGAGAUGUUUAGGUGUCCAACAAAGAUGAUCGCAAUAUUAUGGUCCAAACCCAAUGACGUUCAUUGUGUCCGAUUUAAGUAGGUAUUUAAAAUGGUGUCUGUAACGUAAGGGUUUGAAUUCAUAGAAUUCUACUGAUUUGGGUUUAAAACUUGAAUGUCAAUAAUCUGUUUGUGGUGCUAAAUCGCAUCAAUAAUAUUAUUAAAGCUGUGUUUGUUUUGUACUAUUACCGAUACAAUUCGCAGUUCAGCAACACCCGAAUAAACCUUCAUAUUGUAAAAACUGCACAUAGGUUGAACUUUCGCUAAGCACGGACAAUGAUAUCAACAAUGCAACAAGUGAUACUGAUCCACUGAUAAUAUAUUUAGCAUAAUUAGAAGCACAAUAUGUAUGUUAUUUCUUUGUACUCAGGUGUCAUUUAUCCUGCAUAAAUUAUAAAAUGACUUCAUUUGUUUGUCUCUGUGUGAAUGGGAAACUAAUUCUUCCAAAUCGUAAGCCUCAUAGCAUAUUUCAAGGAAUUGAGCGUCAAUAUUGCCUUAGUCAAAUAGAUGACGAAUCCUAUCUUAAGCUGAUAGUGAUUAUAAAAUGUAAAAGGAGCUCUGAUUGGCCUAGGAUAUAGCCAAUGAGACACCGCAAAUCAGCAGCAUUAGGAGAGUGGAGUUAGGUUAGAUAUCACAAUUUGGCCAAAAUAUGACUCAGGAAAUUGAGGAUCAUGAUAUGCAUGAAUGUAAAUGAAUAAUUCCACAACUCAAAUAAAUUAUGUUAUUAUUAUAUGCUGCUUUGAAUUGUGUUCACAAUAAAUAAAAGAAACUGAAAAUU